Engraulis encrasicolus (European anchovy) is the source of this 860-nucleotide messenger RNA. It is a transcript of the gene sub1a, whose product is annotated as SUB1 regulator of transcription a. The coding region runs from base 141 to 521 and encodes 126 amino acids. Gene Ontology annotation, biological process: positive regulation of transcription initiation by RNA polymerase II. Gene Ontology annotation, cellular component: nucleus; transcription regulator complex. Gene Ontology annotation, molecular function: transcription coactivator activity; DNA binding. Lineage: Eukaryota; Metazoa; Chordata; Actinopteri; Clupeiformes; Engraulidae. The record is from RefSeq and is a predicted model, not a curated record. The transcript has 5 exons.
GCCUUCUGUCUGCACAUCAGUGAGCUCGUGACUGACUAGAACUAGAGCGUACCCUCUGGAUUGGAAUACUUUGCCCGCCCGCGAGGAUUUCCCCAGCCAGUUACUCACACUCGCACCGUAUCCACAACAGCACUUGCAUAAUGCCCAAGUCAAAGGAAGUACUGUCUUCAACGUCUGGUAGUGACUCAGACAGUGAGGUCGACACAAAGGCCAAAAGGAAGAGGUCAGUGACUCCAGAGAAAUCAUCAAAGAAGCAGAAGGGCGGCGAAAGCUCCAAAGCUAGCGGAGCCUCCAAAAGCAGCAGCAGCAAAAAAGACGACAACAUGUUUCAGAUCGGAAAGAUGCGAUACGUGAGCGUGCGGGACUUCAAAGGAAAAGUCCUGAUUGACAUCCGCGAGUACUGGAUAGACCAGGAGGGCGAGAUGAAGCCAGGACGCAAAGGCAUCUCUCUGAACCCAGAGCAAUGGAGUCAGCUGAAAGACCAGAUCUCUGAGAUUGACGAUGCUGUGAAAAGGACAUAAGAUGUCUACUCCACCCCGACCCCCCUUCCCUCCCCUCCCCCAGACACCUGGACUGGUGUUUUUCUAAACUGCUUUACAACUCUUUUCCAUUAUUGUUUUUUUCAUAAUGUUUUUAUAAAGGAAGACCCAUUUUUAAAUAACGGGCCAGGACCGCACUGUGUAUAUUUUGUAGCUCAGUAUUUUUAUUUUCCUUUGUUUGUUCCUUGCAACGUCCAUUUUUAAGUCAUGAUUGUUAAUCGUUUGUUGAAGGGUACCUGUAUGCUGUAGUAGUGUUUGGUUGGGUAAGGUUUCAUUGGGUUGCGUUAGGACUAGUACAAAACAAUAAACGUUUGACCGAGA